AUGCUGGAGCGAAUGUCCCGUCGCUCUCGCUCCCUGCUCUCCCUGACCUUGACCACUCUGGCUCUGGCCCUCUCCAUCCUGGCUCUCUGCACCUCUUACUGGUGUGAGGGCACCCACAAGGUGGUCAAGCCCCUCUGCCUGUCGCCCGUCAAAAUGAAGAACUGUGGUCAGAACAACAGCGAGCCUUACACCACAGAGAGUCCCACUCAGAACCCGUACAACCGCACACUGUCUCCAGCCAGGAGGGACGAGCUGGCCAAGAUCAGACAGAGGCAGUUGGCCAACGCAGUUCAGUACAUCUGGGAGACGGGAGAAGACAAGUUUGCUUUUAGAUACUUCCACACUGGUUUCUGGGAAAGCUGCGAGAAACACAACGACGGGGAGAAAUGUCGAAGCUUUAUAGAGUUAACACCUGGAGAAACACAAGGUGUCCUCUGGCUGUCUGUUAUUUCAGAGUUUACGUACAUCGGUCUGCUGGGGAUGGGCUUCCUACUGAUGUGGCUGGAAGUCUUGUGUUCCCAUAAAGAGAUGCACUCGCUAAAAAUCAAUGCCUAUGCAGCUAUCUGUACUGUGUUGUCAGGUCUUCUUGGGAUGGUGGCCCAUAUGAUGUUCACCACAGUGUUUCAGAUGACAGUCAUCGUGGGCCCCAAAGACUGGAGGCCUCAGUCCUGGGACUACGGCUGGUCUUUUGCUCUUGCCUGGGUGUCCUUCAGUUGCUGUAUGGGGGCCGCGGUGGUCACACUCAACUCCUACACAAAGACCAUCAUCGAGCUCCGUCGCAGACAGAGGCUCCGUUUGGAGGAAGCAAGAGCCGCCACUCAUGCUCCUUCCUACGAUGAGGUGGUUCCAGGAGGCGGGCUCUACUCUGUCAGCGGCCUGUUGCAGUGUCCAGACGGUAUGAUCGACGUAGCGUGGGCCCCGAAUGGCAGCGUGGUCGGAGUGGGAAAUGGGGAUGUACCAACGCUGGUUUUAGUUGGAGGCUGUGGGCCGGAGGGGUGUGAAGACUGUGAGAGAGAGAUGGAUGAGAUGGACGAUGCCAUGGACCGAGUGGAUUCACCUUGUUAGGGGAUCUUUUAUAUCUAUCAACUUAAAAAAGGGUUGAAAAAAAACUGGACAAGGAAAGAUCCUGUCAUCGUGCUGG
Molecule: messenger RNA, 1141 nt
Organism: Cottoperca gobio
Lineage: Eukaryota; Metazoa; Chordata; Actinopteri; Perciformes; Bovichtidae
Product: germ cell-specific gene 1-like protein
Exons: 6
Coding region: 1-1065 (354 amino acids)
Cellular component (GO): plasma membrane
Source: RefSeq, a predicted model, not a curated record